UAACAAAAAAUUAUGCGAAACUAGGCUGCUCUGACGUGGAAGUGCAAUUUUUUUAUCUGUACAAAAAAAAAAAAUUGAAUUUCUAUACUAAUUUUUUUAGGAAGACAUAUUCGGGAAUAAAACAUUAUAAAUUUCAUAAAUGUACGCGGAUUUAUGUGAUUAGCAAAUAGCUGCCAGUGAAAAAUUGUUGAAAAGAUUUGUGUGGAUAGAUGUGUUGAAAAAUUUCUUAAUUGCUCGGUGUACUGUCUGUUACUUGUGUGUGUUUACGUGUUCGUUUGAUAACGAAAAAAGUUUGAUCGCUUCUUUUGUUUUAUCUAAAAUAAAAUCGAAAAGUUUUCAAAGGAAAAACAAAAAAUAAUGAUGAAUCCAAAUGCUUACGGACCACCGCCAGCAAUGCAACCAACACAACAAAUGAUGCCCGGAGUGCCUGGGGGCCAGCAAUCAAUUCCACAGCAACAAUAUCCUGGAUGGUCUUCUCAAGGACCUGUGCAAGGGUCGCCCGCUGUUCCGCCUAGCGGCUCCGUUCCAAGCAAUGUACCGUUAUCUUCAAUUCCCCAAACAGGAAUUGCUACGCGUAAUGUAUUGAAUGGCAACUAUCAGCAGCAGUUAACUCAAUCCAUGGGUGCGAUGACCGUUAACCCUGUGAAACAACCCCCGUUGCUGCAACAGCAAGCACUGAGUGGGCCUCCAACUUCAGUUAAUAAUACAUUUAACAAUGCUAAUGUCGGUGUGACUUCGAGUGUUCCCCAUAUAACACCUAAUACAAAUGGACCGCCAAUGUACACACAGCCGUUAUCCCAACAGCAUAUGCAAUCAAGGCAACCGCAAAAUACGCCACCAAUGGUCAAUAACAAUUAUGUUCCUUAUCCUAAUGGUGUCUCUCCCAGUCAAGCACCCACAACCAACCUGAUUAUGCCGCCAACAGCUUCUUCUGCUAGUGGAGUAGCACCUCCACCGAUAAUUCCCGUUCAGAGUGUUGUAGGCGGACCAAAUCAAAUGUCGGUGAAAAGCAACAGUCUACCAGACAUGCCACACAUGCCACCACCGGUACAAAAGCCAACACAAACGCCAGCGUUUAUGCCGCCUGUUACUGGUCAACCAACUCAAAUGAGUGGCUUCACAGGCAUGCAACAAAGUGUCCAACCAACAACGAUGGGACAGUACAAUACACAACCACAUGCCCAAAUCUCUGCAAGGCCCAGUCAACCACUCAUGAUGCCACCUAGCAUGACGGGAGCAGCGCAACAGAAUCAAGCAGCUGUGCCUGGACAGAUGAUGAUGCCUGGCUAUCCACAACAGUCUCAACAAACCCCUACUGGGUAUCCAACACAAGCGAUGGCACCGCCACCACCACCACAAUCUGGACAGCAAGUUCCCGGUAGACCUGGUUUCCACCAAUUGCCAACUCCAGCUACUGGCAUGUAUCAACCUCCACCCCAGCCUUACCAGCAAGCACGCCGUCUAGAUCCCGACCAAAUGCCGAACCCAAUACAAGUAAUGAUUGAAAACCAACGUAACGCUGGUGGACCCUUUGUUACUAAUCAAGCGGGCCUUCUGCCUCCUCUGGUGACAACAAAAUACGUAGUGCAAGAUCAAGGCAAUUCUUCACCUAGAUUUGUAAGAUCGUCGUUGUAUUGCAUACCUUCCACGGCGGAUCUGCUAAAGACUACAGCUUUGCCUUUUGCUUUAAUUAUAUCACCAUACGCUCGUAUCAUUGAGGGUGAAUACGAACCACCUAUUGUAGAUUUUGGUGUGUUAGGUCCUAUACGUUGCAAUCGCUGUAAAGCAUAUAUGUCGCCCAAUAUGCAAUUUGUUGAUGCUGGACGUCGUUUUCAGUGUCUAAUGUGCAAGGUAUCCACGGAAGUGCCUACCGAAUAUUUUCAACAUUUAGAUCAUACAGGACAAAGAGUGGAUAGAUUCGAACGCCCUGAAUUGGUUUUGGGUGCUUAUGAAUUUUUGGCUACGAAAGAUUAUUGUCGUAAUAAUGAAUCGCCAGAAAUUCCAGCCUUUAUUUUUGUUAUAGAUGUUUCUUACAAUACCAUGAAAUCCGGCUUAGUUCAUUUGUUGUGCUCGCAAAUUAAACGUAUUUUAAAGCAUUUGCCUAUCGAUCAAGGUCAACAUAAAUCAAAAAUGCGUGUCGGUUUCAUAACUUUCAAUAGUACUGUACAUUUUUAUAACAUCAAAAGCAACCUAGCGCAACCACAAAUGAUGGUGGUAGGCGACGUUCAAGACAUGUUUAUGCCUUUACUGGAUGGGUUUCUUUGCGAUCCUGAAGAAUCGGAAACUCUUAUCGAUGCUCUUAUGGAACAAAUACCAAAAAUGUUUUUGGAUACUAAAGAGACGGAAACCAUACUGUAUCCUGCUAUUCAGGCAGGUAUGGAAGCUCUAAAGGCUUCCAAUUGUUGCGGUAAAUUGUUGAUCUUUAACUCAACUCUACCUAUUGCGGAUGCUCCUGGUAAACUUAAAAAUCGCGACGAUCGCAAAUUGUUGGGCACUGAUAAAGAGAAAACGGUUUUGACACCACAAUGUCAAAAUUACAAUCAAUUAGGUCAGGAGUGUGUACAAAAUGGUUGCUCAGUGGACAUGUUUUUAUUUAACAACGCAUAUAUUGAUAUUGCUACUAUUGGACAAGUGGCUCGGCUGUCAGGUGGUGAAAUUUAUAAAUACACCUACUUCCAGGCUGAAAUUGAUGGCAAACGUUUGGUUGAGGAUAUUAUUAAAAAUGUCUCAAGACCAAUCGCUUUUGACGCUGUUAUGCGAGUACGCAGUUCCGCUGGUAUACGAGCGACCGAUUUCUAUGGUCACUUUUUUAUGACGAACACCACAGAUGUCGAGCUGGCUAGCAUUGAUUGUAAUAAAUCUAUCGCCAUUGAGAUCAAACAUGAUGAUAAAUUGCCGCCGGAGGAAAAUGUUUAUUUGCAAAUUGCUUUACUUUAUACUUCCUGCAGUGGCCAAAGACGUUUACGUGUUUUUAAUUUGGCUCUUAAAGCCACAACCACAAUUGCCGACGUGUUUAAGAGUUGCGAUUUGGACGCCAUGAUGUUGUUCUUUGCUAAACAAGCUUGCUUCAAACUUAUGGAACUAACACCAAAAGUAGUGAAAGAAAAUCUUAUACAUCGUUCAGCACAAAUAUUGGCUUGUUAUCGUAAGCACUGCACCUCGCCAACUUCGGCAGGUCAACUGAUAUUACCUGAAUGUUUAAAACUUUUACCGCUAUACGUAUCGUGCUUGCUAAAGAAUGAUGCGAUUUCCGGUGGUUCAGACAUGACCUUGGACGAUCGCUCGUACGUUAUACAUUUUGUCUUAUCAAUGGAUUUGAACACAUCGGUCACUCAUUUGUAUCCACGCUUCAUUCCAAUACAUAAUGUUGAUGCAGAUGUUGAUGACGGCGAGCUGCCUAUGUCGAUACGAUGUACGCAUGAGAAAAUGACCGAAGAUGGCGCAUAUGUUUUGGAGAAUGGUGUACAUUUCUUCGUAUGGUUGGGUCAAUCAUUGUCGGCAAAUUUCAUUAAACCACUCUUCGGCGUUCAAUGUACGCAACAAGUAAAUGCUGAGCGUUUUGCCAUAUCUGGUGAUACCCGAAUGGCACAGAGGAUACGCAACAUUAUCGAAAAAAUCAUGCUUGAGCGUACGCGUUAUAUGAGAAUCACUUGUGUACGUCAAAAUGAUAAACUUGAAAGUGUAUUUCGACAUUUUCUUAUCGAAGAUCGAGGCACGGACGGAUCCGCCAGUUAUGUGGACUUUCUAUGUCAUAUGCAUAAAGAAAUUAAGGAACUUCUAAGUUAGCCCUUAUAUUGUUAUAAGAAUUAUACAACAUCUGCGGCUGGAUCGAUUACAUGCCGCAGUUAUUCGCAAAACCGUGCGCGUCUUUCACGUCUGGCACGUUCACGAAGAUGGUAACCAUUAUUGUUUUAUAUUAUACCAUCAAGCAUACAUGCCUGCAUGUCUAAAUAUACUUUAACAUAUAUUUAGCGAAUAUCGUAUUAAAAAAAUCCAAUCGCUCUUACAAUUUAUAUUCCCUGCAAAUAAAACAAAA
Molecule: messenger RNA, 4036 nt
Organism: Glossina fuscipes
Lineage: Eukaryota; Metazoa; Arthropoda; Insecta; Diptera; Glossinidae
Gene: Sec24CD
Product: protein transport protein Sec24C
Exons: 11
Coding region: 358-3786 (1142 amino acids)
Biological process (GO): endoplasmic reticulum to Golgi vesicle-mediated transport; COPII-coated vesicle cargo loading; intracellular protein transport
Cellular component (GO): COPII vesicle coat; endoplasmic reticulum exit site
Molecular function (GO): zinc ion binding; SNARE binding
Source: RefSeq, a predicted model, not a curated record